Molecule: messenger RNA, 2390 nt
Organism: Suillus bovinus
Lineage: Eukaryota; Fungi; Basidiomycota; Agaricomycetes; Boletales; Suillaceae
Exons: 3
Coding region: 321-1937 (538 amino acids)
Source: RefSeq, a predicted model, not a curated record
CACAUUUAAGAAGACCUAAUAAUUAUUGAAGAUGAUGUCGUUGUCAGGUGUUAGAGAGCAGGUGACAUGGUUGAUGUAAGUUUGUAGUACUUUAUUUAGUAGUGGUUCAACGUCGUGGAUCUCCUGCAGGCCCAUCAAGGAAAUCACCGAACACGAGUUUCUCAGCCACAAGCUGCUUGGGCACGAGGAGAACGGUGUUCAGCACUGCAACUCAACGCUCUUUGACUCGAUAUCAUCCAGGAGUAUUUCAUCUGUUUCUUCUGUCUUUUGUGAUGCCUUGCAACCUUUGAUAUUAAUUGGCUUGAAUAUCGGUGGACAUAAUGGAUACCAGGGAUGAUUUGACUAGGGCUGCCCUAGUUCAAUACAUUCCCUCUCUGAAUGAUUCCUCCUUACUCAAACCAGAGCUGCGGCCUGUGUUUACCUUUGCACCACUCUGCUCCCAACCUUGGCAGCCAAUUCCAAGCUGCAGCAGUAACCCUAUUUUCUCCUUGUUUUCAGAGGACGACUUCCCACCUCUCAAGUCUAAACACACACAGCCCGUGCCUGGUCCUUCCAAUCUUUUGAAGCAGUCUGCUCCGGUGAACUUAUACCCGAGUCCACCGUCCAGCACUUCUCCAUCAAAGUGCACCAUCUCACUACCAGAAGAAAGAGGCGAACUUACACCCAUCUUCACUACCCAUUCACCAGGCGUCUUGGACUCCCCGACUGUUAUGCGUCAGUUACCGGGCUAUGAAGAUAAUGACGAUGAUUCGAUGUUUGACGAGAGUGGGCAUACAGCUCAUCAGAGUGAUUUUGAAGAGGAUUUCUAUGACGGGAUAUCUGCUAUGUCGGAUAGUUCCGCCGAGUCAGAUUCGCCGCUUUCACCUCUAUCACCACCCUGGAAGCCGCCACCCGAACACAACUUGGUGAAAUCCCUUUGGGAUGAUCCGCCCUCGCCCAAAUUUUCCUGGUCUCCCUGUUUAGGGAGCGAGGACAUUGGCGAUCUCUCUACAUCAGUAUCGAACAACAUAACAUCCUUUUCAUCUGAUCAGGCGCCCUACCUUCUUGGCGUUGAUCCGCCCUGUCCCAGACUCGUGCCGCUCCACAUACCCUGGCCAUCGCACCAACACAUACCCAUGCAUCAACUAGAUGAGCAACCCCCAUCCUCCUCCCAAUGUCCGGCGCUUUCGUCGACAGACAUGGUCAUCGACGGCCCUCCAGAACUGCGAUCCCCUCAUCUCUCCCUUUCUGGUCUUCCCGAGCUAGAGCAUGAAAAAGCGCUACCCAAUAUACCACCAUCAUCUCCCAGCAGGCGGUCCUGCUCCUCUCUGCCCGACGACACAGAUAACCUCCCACCUUCUCCAUUCUCUCCUGGCCCAUCCCUCCUCUCGCUUCCAGGUGCUGACACAGACGACGACCUCCUCCCCAGUGCAUCCGCAUUUGUGCCCCUCGCGUCAUUGCAAACCGUCCCGUUUGUUGCCAGCCAGCCCCUUUUGUUCAUCCAUGAUCCGAGGGACGUACCUCUUCCACGCUCACCCUCGCCUGAGGAUUUCAAUCUCUGCCUUUCCGUGCACGAUAUGGACAGCGACCCUGAGCUCGCACAACUCUUCGAGUUGCGUAAGCGCUCACUUGCUGCACUGCAGGGGUCGCCCGAGGGUCUGGAAUGCACAGACGCAUACAUGCGCAAGUCGAAGAAGAAGCGAGAACGGGAGAGGAGCGCAGAGGUCGGAGCUCUUCUCAGGUUAAAGCUGGGCGACAAGCUCGGCAUGGAUGUAAACGAAGGGAAGAGUCCUGAACGCCGCAAGAAGGGCGUCAUAGGAAGCAUAUCCCAGCUAGUCGCACAGAUGGUGUUCCGGCGGCACGAGGCUUCACGACCACUGGCGAAACGCAAGCCGGUAUUAUAUGCGCAGGAAUAUGUGCAUUCUCAACUGUCGGCAUGUAUUGAUGAUGAUCCGUAACUACGAGGAUCGGAUCAGUGCUGUUUUUUUUAGGUGCGUAUGCUUGGAUUGCGCGCAUUUUGGGCGGGGCACUUAUUUUUGGUGCGUGACUCGUGGUGUAGACUUCGGAGGUGCACCAUUUGGCGCUGUACAUUCAAGUGUUAUGUUGUUGGACUAUGUCCUUGUAUGCCUUUAGUUUGUAAUCAUCGUUGACACCGCUAGCAUGGAACCGCUCUCCCAAACCCCCUUUGUUUCCCAUCUAUUGGAUUUAUGUUUGCAGAUAUAGGAAUAGGCGCCCGUGUACGACACGAAAAAAUCUAACUACGUCGAAAACUAUACAUUUGUUGUACAUCAUAUAUGCCAGAUUCGUAAUAUCUAUGCAGUUCCGCUAUUCCUCUCUCGAUUCUAUGCAUUCUCCUUCGCAGCUUCGAUUGUGAAAAUCAUUGAGCAAUUUGAAAAGUUCAGAUCAGAUUG